Messenger RNA from Penicillium canariense, 1497 nucleotides. Its product is annotated as putative MFS multidrug transporter. Bases 1 to 1497 code for a protein of 498 amino acids. The transcript has 3 exons. Gene Ontology annotation, biological process: transmembrane transport. Gene Ontology annotation, molecular function: transmembrane transporter activity. Gene Ontology annotation, cellular component: membrane. NCBI's taxonomy places the organism in Eukaryota, Fungi, Ascomycota, Eurotiomycetes, Eurotiales, Aspergillaceae. The record is from RefSeq and is a predicted model, not a curated record.
AUGUCUGAUCUUGAUAUAUUGGGGAAGAAGCGACCGCCAGUCUUCUCAGGACAAUGGUCAGAGUUGGCCUUUUGCUUCUCCAUCGUGAUGUCCCAAAUUCUCGCCGAGUUUUAUAUCACAGGUUCCAAUGUUCUUCUUCCAACUCUCGUUAAAGAACUAGGUAUUCCCGCGGCCUCGAUGAUAUGGCCUACUACCGCCCUUUCCCUCGCCGUCACAUCCACACUCCUCGUGUUCGGUCGCCUAACUGACAUGUACGGUGGUUAUGUGGUCUACACCGGAGGAGCCGUCUGGUUAACAAUAUCGUCGAUCCUCUGUGGCGUAUCUCAGACAUGGCUGAUGCUGAUAAUUUGCCGAGCCUUGCAAGGUUUAGCUCUUGGGGCACUCCUUCCAUCUGGGAUGAUGAUCUUUGGAAGUACAUACCGACCGGGUCCGCGAAAGAAUCUUGUCUUCAGCAUUUAUGGCGCCUGUGCCGCUUUGGGAUUCUUCGCGGGCUUCUUUGUCUCUGGGAUCUGCGGGCAGUAUCUUAGUUGGAGAUGGUAUUUCUUUAUCGGCGCCAUUCUAUCUGCCAUUAUGGCGGUCUCCUCGGUAGUUUCGGUUCACCGCGACUACUCCGAGAAGCGAGCACUUGGAAUCCGGAUGGACUGGGUGGGAUGCUGUCUAUCGAUAUCGGGAGUAACGCUAUUUGUUUUUGCCAUAGCGGACAGCUCAUAUGCUCCACAAGGAUGGAAAACACCCUAUAUACCAGUGCUAUUCGCAGUUGGUACCAUCUUGCUAGGUGUCAUGGCGUACGUGGAAGGGUGGAUCAUUGAGAACCCUUUACUUCCGGGUGACAUCUUCCGUGUCAAGUUCAUGACACCGUUGGUGAUUGCAUUGCUCUGCCUGUAUGGUAGUCUCGGAAUCUUCCUCCUGUACGGGGUAUUAUACAUGUCUCAUUUUAUGGGUGCCACUCCUCUUCAAAUUGUUGCAUGGACUAUACCAAUGGCAGUCGGUGGCCUCAUCCUCUCAGUGACGGGAGGCUUUAUCCUCCACAAAGUAUCGGGGACAGUACUGAUGAUUAUUUCGUGCCUCGGAUAUGUUGGGUCAGGCCUAUUGUUUGCUGUGAUUCCACUUGGUGGAAAUUAUUGGGCCUACAUAUUUCCCGCGAUGAUCUGCGGAACAAUCGCAAUUGAUAUCAAUUUCAACCUCGCCAACAUUUUCAUUACCACCAGCAUGCCAAAGGCCCGACAAGGUUUGGCUGGCGCUUUGAUUUACUGCACCAUGCAUAUGGGAAUCGCCGUCAUGCUCGGAUUUGCGGAUAUUGUGGAAACACAAACGAAACACUUCGGUGAGCGCCAGAGCUAUAAGGUAGUAUUUUGGUUUCAGACCGGGCUUUGUAUCAUCGGGCUGCUGAUUGUUUUGGUGUUUGUUAGAAUUCGUCACGCCAAGAGCGAAUUGACGGCGGACGAAAAUCAGAUGGAAAUGGAAAACAGCACUGCGAGGCAGUGCGAAGAGGUGUAA